Molecule: messenger RNA, 597 nt
Organism: Rotaria sordida
Lineage: Eukaryota; Metazoa; Rotifera; Eurotatoria; Philodinida; Philodinidae
Source: the annotation of a GenBank genome assembly
AUGCGUGAAAAAAAUCGUAAUGAAGUAUUAUCUUUAUUAAUAAAUUCAUUUUUUCAAGAUGAACCUUUAGCUAAAUGUCUUCAAUUAGAAGAACCAAUUGAUUUUGCUAAAAGUAUUAUUAAUAAUGCAUUACAUGAUCAAUGUUCAUUUGUUGUAUAUGAUAUUCAAACAAAACAAUUAAUUGGAAUUUGUCUUAAUGAAAUCAAAUUUCAAGAUAAUAAAUAUAUUAUUAAUGAAACAAAUGAAAAAAUUUAUUUUAUUCUUAAUUUUUUAAAUAAUAUGCAUUUAAAUAUAAAUCUUUUUAAUCAAUUUAAAAUAAAUUCUCUUCUUCAUAUAUUUAUAAUUAAUAUUAAGAAGAAUUAUCGUGGUUAUGGACUUGGUUCACAAUUAAUAUCAACUACUAUAGAAUAUGCAAAAAAGAUUAAUAUUAAAGGAAUUUAUGCUGAAACAACAAAUAUUUAUUCAUUGAAUUGUUUUAAACAACAAGGAUUUCAAGUUUAUCAUCAAAUCAAUUAUAUUGAUUAUGAUCAAAUUCGUCUAGCAAGUCUUACGAAUCCUGACCAAAAUCAAUGUCAACUUGUUGCACGAAUGACUUAA